Sarcophilus harrisii (Tasmanian devil) is the source of this 2675-nucleotide messenger RNA. RefSeq names its product gap junction protein delta 3 (gene GJD3). Gene Ontology annotation, cellular component: connexin complex. The transcript has a single exon. Gene Ontology annotation, biological process: cell communication. NCBI's taxonomy places the organism in Eukaryota, Metazoa, Chordata, Mammalia, Dasyuromorphia, Dasyuridae. The record is from RefSeq and is a predicted model, not a curated record. The coding region runs from base 1526 to 2428 and encodes 300 amino acids.
CUAUGGGUAUGAAACAUUGCAUACACUGUCAGAUUCCAUCGAUGGAUUGUUUAAUUUUGCUGAGCUGUUUUAAUCCUCUUUCUUGAUUUAUUCAAUGAUGAUUCACUGAAUAGGGAAUGGGAUAAGCACAUAUAUGGAUAUAAAAACAAAUCAUAUCAGUUCUUUAAAAUGUAAGUCUUUUUCUCUGCUGCUGUGCUGGGCUCAGGACAUUUUCCUAUAUCUGACUCCUUGCUUGUAGUAUUGAUCCUAGAGCUGUCAGUCUGGAAAUGUGGCUUUUACUGGGGUUCCACUCUUGGAGCCUGAUGCUCUUAUUCAAAAAUGGCUGGGGAGGGAAGAAAGGUGAAAGACUUGAUGUUUGUUUAACAGAGGAGAAAGUUACUAUCCUGUCUCCUAGUUUUCAGGAUGGGUGGGAGGGGAUUUCUUCCUUCUCUGCAACUCCCUUGUAAGCUCCACAAUAUCAAGAUGGACAACCACACUCUCCCCCAUUUCCCACCUGGAAACAAACCACUGAAAUGGGGAGGGGGGACAGAGAGACCGUGCAUAGUUUAGUCCUGAAAAGCCAAGCAGAAGUUGGACUGUGUCUCCCACAGAAGUUGGACUGUAUCUCUGGCCCCCUCCCAACUAUUCCCCUCCAUCCUCCUAGGGGGGAGGAGCCAACUGGACAGGCUACCUCUGUCCCUUUAAGAGAGAAGAGCACUCCAAUUCAUCCUCACUACUGUGUUCUCCCCCUCAUGCCGGCCAAACCCCAAUUGGAAAGGAAAGAUGAAAGAGUGAAAGGGAAAAUGAAAACCCAAGCAGGUCCCUUCCUUCUCCUGGCCUCCUGCUCCCCAGGUCCCUGACUGCCUUGGCUCAGGGAGCUACAGCUGCCUGGUAAGCAGAAGCGGGCAUGUAAGGUGGAGGGUUAGAUGGGGAAAGGCUUGAUGAAAGUCCAGGAAAAUUAAAUCUGAAAGUAUGGGAUGGACCCAAGAAGAGAUGGAGAGCUUGGUGAUCCAGGGACCCCAGCCAGGCACUGGGAGAGUUAGGCAAAUGGGGAUAAGGAAGCCAGAGUUGGGGAGAAGGGGAAGUGAGAAUAGGGGGAAUGGAGACAACACAUUCUACUAGGAGAGGGAUUCCAAGAGGGGAGCCUGGAGGACCGGGGACAUUGGGGAAAAGGGCUGGAACCAGGGAAUGUGAAGGGCGUCCUGGUUGGGACAAGUGUCAGUGUCACCAUCUGUCAACGUCACUGUCCCUCUACCCUCCAACCCUGAGCUGGGAUUUUUGUUCUUAACAGUAUUGGAUUGGGGAAAGGGAAUAGGAGUGAAAGAGAAAGGAAUUCUGGGGUGAGUUGGUAAACCCAGCCUAAAAACACCUGAUAGAAUUGACUCGCACUAGUCCUUCUGGCUUCUGGGAGAGGGCCGAGCUUGGGAAGUGUGCACCGUGGGAGCUGGGAGGGGAGGGGGGGGGGCCUCUCAGGGACGAAGUCUCCCACUCCAGCCACUCUAAGCACUCUCCCUCCCUUUGGCUCCUCAGGGUGCCCGGUGCCACCAUGGGGGAAUGGGCUUUCCUGGGCUCCCUGCUGGACUCGGUGCAGCUGCAGUCUCCCCUGGUGGGCCGCUUGUGGCUGGUGGUCAUGCUGAUUUUCCGAAUCCUGGUCUUGGCUACGGUGGGAGGUGCCGUGUUCGAAGAUGAGCAGGAGGAGUUCGUGUGCAACACGCUGCAGCCCGGGUGUCGCCAGGCUUGCUAUGACCGGGCCUUCCCUAUCUCCCAUUACCGCUUCUGGCUCUUCCACAUCCUGCUGCUCUCUGCUCCUCCCGUGCUGUUUGUUAUAUACUCCAUGCACCAAGCCAGCAAGUGCCCUGGACCCCCAGGGGAUGGCGAGAGGGAGCAGGAGGAGGGGGAUGGCGGCCACGGGCAGCACCUGGCGGGUCCCCGGGCCCGCCACUGCUACCUGCUGAGCGUAGCACUGCGUCUGCUGGCCGAGCUCGGCUUCCUGACAGGGCAGACGCUGCUGUACGGCUUCCAGGUGGCACCCCACUUUCUGUGCACCCAGACCCCUUGCCCCCACACCGUGGACUGCUUUGUCAGCCGGCCCACAGAAAAGACAGUCUUUGUGGUCUUCUACUUUGCAGUGGGGCUUCUCUCGACACUCCUCAGCGUGGUCGAGCUGCUCCACCUCUUCUGGAAGGGGCGACGGAGCCGGGACAAAAGUCUCCUGUGGUCAGGCAAGGGGGGCACACUUGAGAAAGACAACCAUUGUAACCAGGAGCAGGAAGAAGCCCAGAAGCUUCUGCUGCCACUCUCCCCACCAAGAAGGGCCUCUCCCCUGGGUCCUGCUCUGGACGCCCCACCUGCCUAUGCCCACAAGCUGCCACAGGGAGCUGGCAGUGAGGGCAGCAGCAGCAGGAGCAAACCCUCACUGUCCAUGGUCAGAGAGGACCUCACCAUCUAAAGAAACUCUUAGGUGGGAGAAUCUGGGGGGUAGGGGAAUGAAGAUGUGGGAACAGGCCAACCUCUGUUCUGGAAGAUCAAAAGCAGGAAGCACGUGGCUGGGUAGAAAGGAUCCUGGAUACAAAGCCAGGAAAUCUGCAUUUAUUUCAGAUCUUGUCUCCCAUGUGUAGUGUGAUCUUGAGCCAUUCACUUUCCGAUCUGAGUGCGAGCUUCCUCCUCUAUCUAAUGAUGGGGAAGGGUAUUUAAGG